AUGACGACCACUCAUCCGGAGUCUACUGUGGACUUCGAGUUCAUCCAGACUCCACCUGUUCUUGAGCAGACCAAGCCCGCCUUCGACUGCGGCGUUCCUACUACUUUGUAUCCAGCUAUCAAGAAUGCUCCAGUCCCGGCCGAUUCCCCUGGUAGCGACAGCUUCUCCAAUGGCUUAAUGAUUGCUCUCGUCCUGUUGGUGCCUUGGUGGCUUGCUCGCCAGGUUGGCGGAGGCUUCUAUACUAUCAUCUUCUUUGCCAUUUUCACCACAAUCCCCGUUCUUAUGGCUUUCUGGACCGUCUCCUCCUCUAUAUCUCCCCGCAAGACCGAGAAGGCCAAAUACUGCGGCCGCCCUGUCGAGUAUUACUUGAACUUCCACAGCGAGCAUGACAAGGCUACUUACCGUGGUAAGAGCAAGAUUCCCAUGGAGGUCUUCUACGAGAAAUACUUCAAUAGUGAGGUGGACUUCAAGAUCGAUGCUCUAGAGGCACUUGAGUAUCGUCAUGACUGGGCAAACUUCAAGUUCACCAUGGGUCUUUUCAAGCACUUCUUGUUUGGUUUCAUUCCUGAAAUGCUGCUGCACACCCGUUCUCAGGAUGAGGAGCAGGUUCGUGACCACUAUGACCGCGGCGAUGACUUUUACGCCUGGUUCCUCGGCCCUCGCAUGAUCUACACUUCUGGUAUCAUCAGUGAUGUCAACAAGGAGGAGACCCUCGAGGAACUUCAAGACAAUAAGCUGGCUGUUGUCUGUGAGAAGAUCGGUGUUCAACCUGGUGACAAAAUCCUGGACCUUGGCUGUGGAUGGGGUACACUGGCCAAGUAUGCUUCCGUCCAUUACGGUGCCCACGUUACUGGUAUUACACUCGGCCGCAAUCAGACUGCCUGGGGUAACAAUGGUCUCCGCAAGGCUGGCAUUGAGGAAUCUCAGAGCCGUAUCGUUUGCGCCGAUUACCGUGAUUCUCCCCGUGCCGAUGGUGGCUACCAGAAGAUUACCUGUCUUGAGAUGGCCGAGCACGUCGGUGUUCGUCACUUCUCCACUUUCUUAAGCCAGGUUUACGACAUGCUUGAUGACGAUGGUGUCUUUUUCCUUCAGAUUGCUGGUCUCCGUAAGUCCUGGCAGUACGAGGACCUUAUCUGGGGUCUUUUCAUGAACAAGUACAUCUUCCCCGGUGCUGAUGCUUCUACCCCUCUGGGCUUUGUUGUCGACCGCCUUGAGGGCGCUGGCUUUGAGAUCAAGGGUAUUGACACCAUCGGCGUUCACUACUCUGCUACCCUCUGGCGCUGGUACAGGAACUGGAUGGGCAACAAGGACAAGGUCGAGGCUAAGUACGGCAAGCGCUGGUUCCGAAUUUGGGAGUACUUCCUUGCUGCUUCCACCAUCACCUCCCGCCAGGGUGGUGCUACCUGCUGGCAACUCACUCUUGUCAAGAACAUCAACUCCACCCACCGUGUUGAGGGCAUUCAGUCCCAGUUUGGCCUUACCGGUGCUCGCCAAGCUGCCAUUGACCGUGCCAACGGUACCCUUCCCAAGGCUCACGUUGUUAAGAAGGAUCUUUAG
This is a messenger RNA of Penicillium angulare, 1557 nucleotides long. RefSeq names its product putative cyclopropane-fatty-acyl-phospholipid synthase. The record is from RefSeq and is a predicted model, not a curated record. Bases 1 to 1557 code for a protein of 518 amino acids. The transcript has 3 exons. Gene Ontology annotation, biological process: cellular response to biotic stimulus. NCBI's taxonomy places the organism in Eukaryota, Fungi, Ascomycota, Eurotiomycetes, Eurotiales, Aspergillaceae.